Molecule: messenger RNA, 885 nt
Organism: Hyaena hyaena (striped hyena)
Lineage: Eukaryota; Metazoa; Chordata; Mammalia; Carnivora; Hyaenidae
Gene: IFTAP
Product: intraflagellar transport associated protein
Exons: 7
Coding region: 156-806 (216 amino acids)
Biological process (GO): acrosome reaction; spermatogenesis
Cellular component (GO): 9+0 non-motile cilium; cytosol
Molecular function (GO): intraciliary transport particle A binding
Source: RefSeq, a predicted model, not a curated record
CUAUGGGAUGUGUGGCCACGACAGUUUUUAUUGCUCCAGGAGAAGCGACUCCGGGGACGCCUCUCUGAAUAAAGACGCCCAAAGUGCGAAGUGACUAGAAGGGAGCCAAGGCGGAAAGCUAGGGAAUGGGAGAUAAAGUGGCCUCAUAAAUAAGAAUGCCUGCCCAAAUAUCAGAAUUGGAGAUCAUGGAGGAAGAUCGAUUAAUUGAAGAAGUCUUGGAUAAGUUUGUUAAUUGCCAUGAACAAACAUAUGACGAAUUUCUGAGUACUUUUACUCAUCUUUCAAAAGAGAAUAAUAUGACCAAAAGAGGAGCAUUUGGAGCUGAUUCUUCAGAAAAUAUAUUUCCUUCAGAAGAGGAACAGAUAGUGAUAGAUGAAGGCCAAAAAGUGGGCAGUACCUUUCAAGGUGAUCUGAAUCGGGCAGGACAGGUGAAGGUGGACAAUUUCCUUGAUUUAGAAGAUUUGGACAAAGAUGAGGAGACUCAGCCCCAAAUGAGCAAGGAUUUGCUGCUGCUUCCAGGAGAAGUGGAGGAAGACAUCUGCAUGCAUGUUCCUUCUUACAUUCCUUCCGGAGCCCAGCCCAUCACCUCCGGGGUCGAGCUGGCGCCCAUUGGGAGAGGAGCACACAAACAAAUGGAAGAGGUACUUGGAGAUGAAGUUCAGCCCUUCUCACUUGAUGAAGAAUUUGAUUAUGAUGCUGUGAUGCUAACCCCCAAGUUCACUCCUGCGGAGAUAGACGUGCUCACACAGCUGUCCAAGCAGCAGAGGCAGGUCACCAACACAGACUUAGAGGAACCCCACGACUGAGUCACCAAGACACCUUUGUGUUGUUGUUUAUCGUGUUGUUAUUCAAACAACAUUGGAAUAAAAGGUGGACCUGCUAGAA